CGUUUGCAUGAGUUGUGUGUUCAAAAGGAUAAUACGCAUCUCUAUGGAUUUUUUGACCCACAUACCAUUCAAGAUGUGGGGAACAAGCGUGAAGAUGUCCAAACUUACAUACUGACUCAGCUCACUGAAGGAAACAAAGAGUGUUACUUGAUACCGUAUUAUUAUCCAAAUCAUUGGCAGUUGUAUGUGUUGUGUCCAAGAAAGAAUUCAAUUGUAUUCUUGUGCUCUUUGGGAAACAAACCAAAACCAAACAUGAAGACUCUUCUAGAUUUGGCUAUGCAGGCACAUCAACUGACAAAAAAUAAAAGGAAUUCUAAACCGAAAUGGAUCAAGCCAAUGUGCCGAAUGCAAAGUGGAAGUUAUGAAUGUGGUUACUAUGUUAUGAAACAUAUGAGUACUAUUAUCUCUGCUAAUGUUGUUGAUUCAUGGAUAGAGGUAUUCAAUGUUCAAGAUCCAUUUAGUGAAGAAGAUAUCAAUCAGAUUCGAG
This is a messenger RNA of Cuscuta epithymum, 487 nucleotides long. The record is from the annotation of a GenBank genome assembly. NCBI's taxonomy places the organism in Eukaryota, Viridiplantae, Streptophyta, Magnoliopsida, Solanales, Convolvulaceae.